GAGGUCAGACUCAAACCCAGCCUCACAGUCACUGCCAGGCUGAGCUAUGCCAGCAAUAGCCAGCCCUUCCUCCACAGGCUGUUAGGAACAUGUCAUCAGUCAUCGGGGAUGCACCUCCAGGAUAUCACCUGCACACUUGGGUAUGUUUUGAGAUCCCUCUUUCCUGAAGCUUACAGGAUUGGAGGACCACAGACAGGAUGCAGUUGGGUUGCCUGCUUUUCCCAGCCAAUGCACCAAGGAAUCUCCUGGAAACUUCCAUGCCUCUCAGUUGAGUCUGAAUAAAAUCAGGAGAAAAUGACAGACACCCUGCACAGGAUCCCCCUCUGAGUCCUUCAUAAACAUGCUUCUUGAUUGAGUUAUCAAGACUGCCCUGGAUGCAAGAGAAAGGAGAUGGCUGCUGGCAAAAGUAUGAUGCCCGUUUUGUUCUACAAGAAUUUACGAUUCAAGGUGUUUUGGAAGCCAAGACUGAAUGAAGAAGUGUACAAUGAAGAAUUAUUUUGUGUAUGAUGAGUUGGAGCAGGAAGAACACAGUAUUGACUCCUGACUUUGUUUCCUGACUGGAUGGCUUUGGCGCAUGAUUUGGGAGUUAAACUUUGUGACAUGGAUGAAUCAGCACUGAGCCUGGGCACAAUAGAUGUUUCUUAUCUUCCGAAUUCCUCGGACUAUAGUCUUGGUCGAUGCAAGCAUGCGAAUGAGGAAUGGGGUGAGUGUGGUUUCAGAUCCACCUUCUUCAGGUCUGCGACCCUAAAAUGGAAAGAAAGCCUGAUGAGUCGGAAGAGGCCGUUUGUCGGAAGGUGUUGCUAUGCCUGCACUCCCCAGAGCUGGGAGAAAUUUUUCAACCCCAGUAUCCCAUCUUUGGGUUUGCGGAAUGUUAUUUAUAUCAAUGAAACUCACACAAGGCACCGAGGAUGGCUUGCAAGACAGCUUUCCUAUGUUCUUUUUGUUCAAGAACGAGAUGUGCAUAAGGGCAUGUUUGCCACCAACGUGACUGAAAAUGUGCUGAAUAGCACCAGAGUACAAGAGGCAAUUGCAGAAGUAGCCGCCGAGUUAAACCCUGAUGGGUCUGACCAGCAACAAUCAAAAGCCAUCAAUAAGGUGAAAAAGAAAGCCAGAAAGAUUCUCCAGGAAAUGGUUGCCACAGUCUCACCGGGGCUGAUCAGACUGACUGGGUGGGUGCUGCUCAAACUGUUCAACAGCUUUUUUUGGAACAUUCAGAUUCACAAGGGCCAGCUUGAGAUGGUUAAAGCUGCAACCGAGACGAAUUUGCCGCUUAUAUUUCUGCCGGUUCAUAGAUCCCAUAUUGACUAUUUGCUGCUCACUUUCAUUCUCUUCUGCCAUAACAUCAAAGCACCUUACAUCGCCUCAGGCAAUAAUCUCAACAUUCCAAUCUUCAGUACCUUGAUUCAUAAGCUUGGGGGCUUUUUCAUACGCCGGAGACUGGAUGAAACACCAGACGGACGGAAAGACAUCCUCUAUAGAGCCCUGCUGCACGGGCAUAUAGUUGAACUGCUCCGACAGCAGCAGUUCCUGGAGAUUUUCCUGGAAGGCACACGCUCCCGAAGUGGGAAAACCUCCUGUGCCCGGGCUGGGCUUCUCUCAGUGGUGGUUGACACGCUGUCCACCAACACCAUCCCAGAUAUCCUCAUCAUUCCUGUGGGAAUCUCCUAUGACCGGAUCAUUGAAGGCCACUACAAUGGCGAACAGCUGGGCAAACCUAAGAAGAAUGAGAGCCUGUGGAGUGUAGCAAGAGGUGUCAUUAGAAUGCUAAGGAAAAACUAUGGCUACGUCCGAGUGGAUUUUGCACAGCCGUUUUCCUUGAAGGAAUAUUUAGAAAGCCAAAGUCAAAAACCUGUGACUGCUCCCCUUUCUUUGGAACAAGCCCUGCUGCCAGCUAUACUUCCUUCAAGACCCAGUGAUGCUGCUGACGAAGGUGUGGAUGCAGCCACGAACGAGUCCAGAAACGCAGCCGAUGAAUCCUUCCGCAGGAGGCUGAUCUCGAAUCUGGCCGAGCACAUCCUCUUCACUGCCAGUAAGUCCUGUGCCAUCAUGUCCACUCACAUCGUGGCCUGCCUGCUGCUCUACCGCCACCGGCAGGGAAUUAAUCUUUCUACAUUGGUGGAAGACUUCUUUGUGAUGAAGGAGGAAGUCCUGGCCCGUGACUUUGACCUGGGGUUCUCGGGGAAUUCCGAAGAUGUGGUCAUGCACGCCCUCCAGCUGCUGGGCAAUUGCGUUGCUAUCACCCCCACUAGCAGGAACGACGAGUUCUUCAUCACUCCCAGCACAACUGUCCCGUCAGUCUUUGAACUCAACUUCUACAGCAAUGGAGUCUUGCAAGUUUUUAUCAUGGAGGCCGUCCUAGCCUGCAGUCUCUACGCGGUCCUGAACAAGAGGGGUUCUGGAAGCUCUGCGGGUGUGCCCGCCGGCCUGGUCAGCCAGGAGCAGCUGGUGCGCAAGGCCGCCAGCCUGUGCUACCUGCUCUCCAAUGAAGGCAGCAUCUCUCUGCCCUGCCAGACGUAUUACCAAGUCUGCCACGAGACGGUAGGGAGGUUUAUCCAGUACGGCAUCCUAACCGUGGCGGAGCAAGAUGAGCAGGAAGAUAUCAGUCCUGGUCUUGGUGAGCAACAGUGGGACAAGAAACUUCCCGAACCUUUGUCUUGGCGGAGUGAUGAAGAAGAUGAAGACAGUGAUUUUGCUGAGGAGCAGCGCGAUUGCUACUUGAAGGUGAGCCAGUCCAAGGAACAUCAGCAGUUCAUCACCUUCUUACAGAGACUCCUGGGGCCCCUGCUCGAGGCCUACAGCUCCGCCGCCACCUUUGUCCACAGCUUCAGCGGCCCUGUUCCGGAGCCUGAAUACUUGCAGAAGUUGCACAAAUACCUAAUAAGCAGAACAGAAAGAGAUGUUGCAGUGUAUGCUGAGAGUGCCACGUACUGCCUCGUGAAGAAUGCCGUGAAAAUGUUCAAGGAUAUUGGGGUUUUCAAAGAGACCAAACAAAAGAGGGUGUCUGUUUUAGAACUGACCAGCACAUUCCUACCUCAAGGCAACCGGCAGAAGCUCCUGGAAUAUAUUCUGAGUUUUGUGGUGCUGUAGGCAGCUCGUGGCACCUCUGGCAAGUGAAGGACAUGAGCUGAGCUCGUGACGGGCUCUGGCCCCCAACCCGAGAGCUGCAGGUGCCGCCGUGUGGUCAGGCCUUGCUGUUCCCAAGGUGAUCUAGAAGACAAGUGCCUUCUCCCUUCCCAGCCCUGGGACCUUCCGCACGCUGGGACAAAACAGCAGUUGGCAGAUAACACUUGGG
Ochotona princeps (American pika) is the source of this 3292-nucleotide messenger RNA. It is a transcript of the gene GPAM, whose product is annotated as glycerol-3-phosphate acyltransferase, mitochondrial. The record is from RefSeq and is a predicted model, not a curated record. The transcript has 24 exons. Bases 562 to 3087 code for a protein of 841 amino acids. Lineage: Eukaryota; Metazoa; Chordata; Mammalia; Lagomorpha; Ochotonidae. Gene Ontology annotation, cellular component: plasma membrane; mitochondrial membrane. Gene Ontology annotation, molecular function: glycerol-3-phosphate O-acyltransferase activity. Gene Ontology annotation, biological process: phospholipid biosynthetic process.